Messenger RNA from Musca domestica (house fly), 4792 nucleotides. RefSeq names its product glutamate receptor 1 (gene GluRIB). Gene Ontology annotation, cellular component: plasma membrane; postsynaptic membrane. The transcript is spliced from 15 exons. The coding region runs from base 1103 to 4324 and encodes 1073 amino acids. Gene Ontology annotation, molecular function: transmitter-gated monoatomic ion channel activity involved in regulation of postsynaptic membrane potential; glutamate-gated receptor activity. Gene Ontology annotation, biological process: modulation of chemical synaptic transmission; synaptic transmission, glutamatergic. The record is from RefSeq and is a predicted model, not a curated record. Lineage: Eukaryota; Metazoa; Arthropoda; Insecta; Diptera; Muscidae.
UAAAUGGAAACUAUGAUCAGCGUAAAAUACUUUAAAUAAAAAUGUAGUCAAGUGAAAUAACUUUUAAUUAUUAUUGGCAAUAACUGCUGAAAAAUUGGAUAUUCAUUAAUUGCUGCUCGACAAAAUUCGACAAACAUUGUGAUGACGAAAAUGAAAAAAACGUUUAGUUUUAAUUAAUUCUACGAAUAAAUACUCGAAAGCCCGGUAAAGCCUUUAAAAAUGUCAAAGCAAACUUGAAACGAAAAAAAAAAUACUAAAAACGCACGGUAAGCCAUGAAGUGUAAUAAAAAAUGAAAAUGCCAUUUCAAAUUAGUUUUGUGUUCGAGUCAAAAAACAAAUAUUCGACAUUAAAUUUUCCGCAACAAAAAACCGAAAAAAACAAAUUCUGCAUUUAAAAGUGUAAACAAAAUAUAAAAUGUCCUAAUAACCGAGCAUACCCAGGGGAUAUUCAUAAUUGAUUUGCAAACAAGUGAGAGAGGGAGAGAGAGAGGAGAAAAAAAAAAACGUAACAUAACAAGAACCUUAGCCAGAGAGCAUAAAACCUGAUUAAAUUGCAAAUACCUGAAAAUGCUCAAAUGACAAGUUGGGAGUUUGUUUUUUUUUUCGUGAGACCAUUAUAGAGGAGCUGGGUUGUCAUUGUUUAUUUAACAACAACAACAAAAACUGAAACCAGAAAAAAAGCCAACAAACUAUAACUAAAACUAACUGCUACAGCCAUAACGAGCACUGCCAGUAAAUUGUUGAAAACGUGUGAGCCACAUUAUCUGCAGCUAAAAAAAUAACUACCACCAGCAGAAGAACAGCAGCAGCAGCAACAACAACACAAACAAGAACAACGACGACGUCUACAAUAAUAAUAUCAACAUUUAAGUGGUGGCUUUUUGCAGCCUUACAGCCACCCAUUAAAUCCACAACUAGUCCACUAACAUUGCCAUCAACGUCAUCAUAUACCAGCAUCAGCAUCAUCAUCGCCAUACCCAGCCUCCAGCAAUAGCAUAGAGUGUAAAUACACACACGCGAACACACUCGUUCACUCUCACACACACACACCCAUACACCCUGACACACCAACAACGGGAACUGGAACUGGAACUGCAACAAAAUGCCUUUUGGAUUACAUUUUUGCACCGUGCUAUGGAUUAUAUUCUCCAAUUCAUGGCUGCCACUGCUGCCAACAACAACAACAAUAACGUUAACGACAACAACAACCACCGCCACUGCCAGUUUUCAUCUAUUCCAGCGUUCACUAAUGGGAGCAGCAGCCCAGCCAUCAUCAUUAACCGAGAAAAUUCCAUUAGGUGCAAUUUUUGAACAAGGAACAGAUGAGGUGCAAUCGGCCUUCAAGUAUGCCAUGCUGAAUCACAAUCUAAAUGUAUCCUCGCGGCGUUUCGAGCUGCAGGCAUAUGUGGAUGUCAUUAACACAGCGGAUGCAUUUAAGCUAUCGCGUUUAAUUUGCAAUCAAUUUUCACGAGGAGUUUACUCAAUGUUGGGCGCCGUUUCGCCGGAUUCCUUUGACACCCUGCACUCGUACAGCAACACAUUUCAAAUGCCAUUUGUGACACCAUGGUUUCCGGAAAAAGUGCUUACACCAUCAUCCGGUUUUCUGGACUUCGCCAUUAGUAUGCGUCCGGACUAUCAUCAGGCAAUCAUCGAUACAAUACAAUUUUACGGAUGGCGUAAAAUAAUUUAUCUGUACGAUUCACACGAUGGUCUUCUGCGGUUGCAGCAAAUCUACCAGGGCUUAAAGCCCGGAAAUGAAUCAUUUCAAGUUGAGAUGGUUAAGCGCAUUGCCAAUGUUACCAUGGCCAUUGAUUUCCUGCACACACUGGAGGAGUUGAGUCGUUUCACCAACAAAUACAUUGUACUCGAUUGUCCAACGGAAAUGGCCAAAGAGAUUCUAAUCCAGCAUGUACGGGACAUAUCACUGGGUCGCCGCACAUAUCACUAUUUGCUCAGUGGUUUGGUAAUGGAUGAUCGCUGGGAAAGCGAAAUAAUUGAAUUUGGUGCCAUCAAUAUCACGGGCUUCCGUUUGGUCGACACAAAUCGCCGUUUGGUCAAGGAUUUCUAUGAUAGCUGGAAACGAUUGGAUCCGACAGUGUCAACUGGAGCGGGCCGAGAUUCAAUAUCGGCCCAGGCAGCCCUUAUGUACGAUGCUGUGUUUGUUCUGGUCGAGGCCUUUAAUAAAAUCUUACGCAAAAAACCCGAUCAAUUUCGAAACAAUAUCCGUCGCGGCCAGACAGUAAUGACGGCUGCUUCCACAUCCGCUAAUGCUUCAGGUCUAUCAAAUGCUGGCGGCCUAAUGGCUGGCUCGCAGAAUGGUGGCGGGGGCGGCGGCAUGGGUGGCGGAGGCGGUGGCAGUAAUAGCGCUUCACGUCCACUGGACUGUAACACCGGCAAGGGUUGGGUUACCCCCUGGGAACAUGGUGAUAAAAUUUCACGCUAUUUGAGAAAGGUGGAAAUUGAAGGUCUGACCGGUGACAUAAAAUUCAAUGAUGAUGGGCGACGUGUUAACUAUACCCUGCAUGUCGUCGAAAUGACUGUUAACAGUGCCAUGGUCAAGGUGGCCGAAUGGAGUGAUGAGGCCGGCCUGCAACCCCUCUCAGCGAAAUAUGUUCGCCUGAAACCCCACGCUGAAAUCGAGAAAAAUCGCACAUAUAUUGUGACGACAGUGCUCGAGGAGCCGUACAUAAUGGAGAAACGACCCAUUGGUGGGGAAACACUGGAGGGUAAUGAUCGUUUUGAGGGCUAUUGUAAGGACUUGGCUGAUUUGCUGGCCAAAAGGCUUGGCAUUAAUUAUGAGAUGCGUUUGGUUAAGGAUAAUUUGUAUGGCUCGGAAAAUCCCAAAAUCCAAGGUGGUUGGGAUGGUAUGGUGGGGGAACUGGUGCGAAGGGAAGCGGAUAUUGCCAUUGCUGCCAUGACAAUUACUGCCGAACGUGAACGUGUCAUUGAUUUUAGCAAACCAUUUAUGUCGCUGGGCAUCUCGAUAAUGAUUAAAAAACCAGUCAAACAAACGCCGGGCGUAUUCAGUUUUAUGAAUCCUUUAUCGCAGGAAAUCUGGGUCAGCGUAAUAUUCAGCUAUAUCGGUGUCAGUAUUGUCCUAUUCUUUGUAUCGAGAUUUUCACCCUAUGAAUGGCGAAUUGUCCAAUACCCAGCAGAAAACCAUGCACAUCAUGACCAACUUGCCAAUCAACAACCGCCGGGCAUCAUUGGCGGUGUACCAGUACCCGGACCCAUGCCAGCCGUAACACCAGGUGCCACCGGAGUCGUCGGUGGCCCCGCAAUACCACCAGCAUCCGCAGCUGUCAAUGAUUUUAGCAUUUUAAAUUCGUUUUGGUUUUCAUUGGCUGCCUUCAUGCAGCAGGGUUGUGACAUAUCACCGCGCUCGAUAUCUGGCCGGAUUGUCGGUGCCGUCUGGUGGUUCUUCACCCUCAUACUCAUCUCAUCGUACACAGCCAAUUUGGCAGCUUUUCUUACGGUUGAACGAAUGGUUACACCAAUAAAUUCCCCCGAGGAUUUGGCCAUGCAAACAGAGGUACAAUACGGUACACUGUUGCACGGUUCGACGUGGGAUUUCUUUCGGAGAUCCCAAAUCGGUUUGCACAACAAAAUGUGGGAGUACAUGAACUCACGCAAACAUGUCUUCGUCAGCACUUACGACGAGGGUAUACGACGUGUCCGCACCUCAAAAGGCAAAUAUGCGCUGCUGGUCGAAUCGCCCAAGAAUGAAUAUGUAAAUGCUCGAGAGCCCUGCGAUACAAUGAAAGUGGGACGUAAUCUGGAUACGAAGGGUUUUGGUAUAGCCACACCGAUUGGAUCACCGCUCAAGGAUCCAAUUAAUUUAGCCGUACUGUCGCUAAAGGAAAACGGCGAACUGAUAAAACUGCGCAAUAAAUGGUGGUAUGACAAAACCGAAUGCAACCUCAACAAGGACAAUCAGGAAACGUCACACAAUGAAUUAUCGCUUAGCAAUGUAGCUGGAAUUUUCUACAUACUGAUCGGCGGUCUAUUGGUGGCCGUCUUUGUGGCCAUCAUAGAAUUCUGCUUUCGCAGCAAAUCAUCGUCGGCGUCCGGUGGCGCAGCGGCCAAAGCGAAUGGCUCGAUGUUAGGUUCGACAUCGUCGUCGACACAUCAAAGAAAUUCACUGUCGGAUGCCAUGCAUUCCAAAGCGAAAUUGACUAUUCAAGCGAGCAGAGAAUAUGAUAAUGGACGUGUUGGGUAUUUAAAUUGUGCCUCGUUACAGUACUAUCCCACCGCUCAGAUGAGUGCCGGUACGCCACCAACCGAUGCCGAGGCGAUGCACAUGAAUGCCCACGGUCAAGUUUGACAUGAACAUGCGCAGGAUACUCGACUCUGACGUACACCCUGCGCACCAACAAUACGCCGCAUAAUGGCCAACAGUCGUCAGGAAACGGAGAAGAUGCUGAGCAAUCAUGAACAAAUUGCUGCCUCACAGAAUAGUACGCUGCUGCGGAAUCCCGAUGUAAAUCAUCCCUAUAAUAAGUAAAGUGCUACAACAACCACAACAACACUAAAUGAUCAUCAUGACAUAGACUAAUGAAAAAAACUAAAAUGUACUGAAGGUAAGCUGAAUGUGAUCAAAAUUCGUUAAGCGAGAAAUCGGCCUUCGUAUGGAGUGAUGAUAGAGCAGUGAAUGCCAGCAGCUAAAUGAUAAAACAUGUAGCGUGUAGAAAUCAAAAGAGUAAACUAAUGAUAAUGAAUGAAAACAAAAAAGAAAAGCAUAAGAAAAUAAUUCCAAACAAAAGCCAAACUUUUAAUGUAAGUAAAUAGUUUU